AUGAAAUUAGAAGGUAUAUCAAAUGAUCUGUUCUUGUGCAUUUGGGAUCACUUAACAAAGACAGAUGUUAUUUAUAGUUUUUCCAAUCUUAACGCAAGAAUUGAUUGUAUGUUAUUCAAAUUUUGUGGUCUUUAUAAAGAAUUAGAUUUACGUUAUUGUUCAUUAUCAAUCUUUCGUCAUUUUUCUCAUGAAAUAAUAAUGAAAGAUGGAUGGCGUUUAAAUUUAACUACUUUAAAAAUAGGUAAUCCAUAUCGAUGUCCUCAAAUGACCAUAUUAGCCGAUGAAGUGACAAAGUUCUUUAUGAAAAAUUCUUUUAUAAGAAAAGAUAAUCAGAACAAUAAUUCAUUAACUUUACUUCGUAUGAUGAAGUCAUUGAAGAAGAAAAAUGUGGAAUCAUUAUUUCCUCAAUUAAAUACUUUGAUUGUUUUUCAGAAUAUAACAAUGGAUGAAAAUUGUCGAGAUAUAUUUCUAUAUGGUAUUGCUUGUGGGUCAAGUUUACGCACAUUAAAAUGGAGAACUUGUUCCUAUCAAACUCACCAUUCGAAAUCAUUUUUUGAUUGGUUAUUUCAGUGCUCCAUUAGUCUACAAAAGUAUCAUUUCGAAAAUACGUUAGGUGAAAGUGGUUUUGAACUUUCUUAUCAUCAUACAUUGAUUAACAAUUAUCAAUUUCAUCAAUCACUUCUUGAUCUUAGGAUCAAUAUUUUGAAUUUAUCAACAGUAUUUGUAUUACUUCAUUAUCUUCCCAAACUUCAAUGGCUUGAUGUUCAUAUUAGCGAUCGUAUUGAAGCAAAAAAUGAUCUUGACGAACAUUUGCUAACAACUAUGAAUUAUCCGAUUGAACUUCAUACUGUGAAACUUCGGUCAUUGGAUGUACGUGGACGAGGUUGUUAUGUUUUGGAAAAUCUUCUGUUAAAAUUUCUUCAAUCGCUUGAAUAUUUAUCCAUAUCAAUGUAUCAUCGAUGUGAAAAUGAACCUGAGCUAAAUUAUAAUGGCUAUUCUCUAAGUGUUCUUUGUCGAAAAUUGAUACAUCUUCGAUCGUUUCAUUUCGCUAUUGAAAUACAAAUGUUCGAAAAAGCUGAUGAAGUUAUCGUUCAUAACUUUACAAAAACGUUUACUACACCUUUCUGGCUCAAUGGACCUUUUGGUUGUAAACGAGUUGAUAAGAAUUUAAUUCAUUCGACCAAUCUAAUGAAUAUAGAAUUUAAUACUGAUCUAGAAGAAAAUCCCAGAUCAGAAAAUUUAUCUCAAAAACUUGCAACUCUUUGGUUUGGAAUGCACCGCUUAUUUUUACUAUUUGAUAAAGAUCAAACGUUACCAUCAUUAUUUAUCCCAACUUUGCAUUGCCCAUCGAGUCAAGGUAAAACAUUAAUAUUAUCACAAAGGAGAGGAACUAUGCCAGAAAAUCUAGUAAAUCACACUCAAUUAACACAUUUUAAUGCACUCGAAUUCUUUUAUUCAAUUGAUACAAAUAGUAAUAAUAAUCUUCAAGAAUUAGUCUCUUGGCUUCAAAUACUUCCAAAUGUUAUUUGCUUAGAAAUAUGUUUGACAGAAUUCAAAUAUUGGCUUACUAAUUAUACGAAUAAUCCACAUCUUUGUUCUUUUUUUCAACGUCUUCAACGAUUACAUAUUGAUUGUUCUUCCUUAAUUAAUAGACAAAUGAAUGAAGAAGUUUAUCAUUUAUUUCUUUCAUAUAUCAUUGAUAAAGAUCGUUUUCCACAAUUAAAAUGUUUACGUUUGAGGUGCUGCAAAGAUGUUGGCUCAUCAUGGGAAAAUAUCGAUCAAUGGAUUGGCUUUAUUCUUACUCAUACUGAUCAACACCGUUUAACAUGCGUACGCUUUGAUUUUAUUGAAAAGGAAAAUGAAACAACUGAAAUGAAUAUAUGUAAUCAAAUAAUGUCAAUUGUUCAACCAUCAUCGAUUAUCGUUGUUCAUCAAUUUGUAUGCGACAAUCAUAUUGCUCUAUGGAUCGAACGAAUACAUAGAAAUUCCUCGUUAACAAAAUAA
This is a messenger RNA of Adineta ricciae, 2004 nucleotides long. NCBI's taxonomy places the organism in Eukaryota, Metazoa, Rotifera, Eurotatoria, Adinetida, Adinetidae. The record is from the annotation of a GenBank genome assembly.